AGCGCCUCUGGUUCCUGAUCCUCACCUCAUCCUUCUUCUUGACUCUGGUCUGGUUUUACUUCUGGUGGGAAGUUCACAAUGACUACAAUGAAAUCAACUGGUUUUUAUAUAACCGAAUGGGAUAUUGGAGUGACUGGUCUAUUCCAAUACUUGUAACAACUGCUGCUGGCUUUACGUACAUUACAGUGUUAUUGAUACUAGCACUAUGUCACAUAGCUGUGGGACAGCAAAUGAACCUACACUGGCUUCACAAGAUUGGCCUGAUGACGACCUUGAUAACCACCGUGGUGACAAUGUCAUCGAUAGCACAGCUCUGGGACGACGAAUGGGAGAUGGUAUUUAUCUCACUGCAGGCCACAGCCCCUUUCUUGCACAUAGGAGCACUUGCAGCAGUCACAGCCUUGUCAUGGUUGAUAGCGGGGCAGUUUGCACGAAUGGAGAAAGCCACUUCUCAGAUGCUGAUGAUCACUGCAUACCUCGCGGUCGUAGUUGCACUUUACCUCGUCCCCCUCACCAUCUCAUCCCCUUGCAUAAUGGAGAAGAAGGCUCUGGGACCAAAGCCAGCCAUCAUAGGUCACCGUGGGGCACCGAUGUUGGCACCAGAAAAUACCCUGAUGUCCUUCCAGAAGGCAGUGGAGCAGAAGAUAUAUGGAGUCCAGGCUGAUGUUGUACUAAGCUAUGAUGGAGUGCCAUUUCUGAUGCAUGACAAGACACUCAGGAGAACAACGAAUGUGGAGGAAGUGUUUCCAGGGCGGGCCUACGAACACUCUUCCAUGUUCAACUGGACUGACCUGGAAAUGCUCAAUGCUGGAGAGUGGUUCCUACGGAACGACCCUUUCUGGACAGCUGGAUCCCUCUCAAGGUCUGACUACUUGGAAGCUGCAAACCAGUCUGUCUGCAAGCUAGCAGAUAUGCUGGAGGUGAUCAAGGAUAAUACAUCACUCAUCCUGAACUUCCAGGACCUGCCACCAGAUCAUCCCUAUUACACGUCUUACAUCAACAUCACCCUGAAGACCAUCCUGGCGUCGGGAAUUCAGCAACGAUCUGUGAUGUGGCUGCCGGACACGGAGCGGCAGCUGGUCAGGCAGAUUGCUCCAGCUUUCCAGCAGACUUCUGGCCUCAAGUUGGAUGCAGAGCGCUUGAGAGAGAAGGGCAUCGUGAAACUCAACCUGCGUUACACCAAGGUCACGAAUGAGGAUGUCAGAGACUACAUGGCAGCAAACCUGAGCGUGAAUCUGUACACUGUGAAUGAGCCCUGGCUGUACUCCAUCCUGUGGUGCACUGGUGUCCCGUCGGUCACCUCCGACAGCUCCCACGUCCUUCGCAAGGUGCCUUUUCCCAUCUGGUUGAUGCCUCCAGACGAGUACCGCCUAAUCUGGAUCACAUCCGAUCUCAUUUCAUUUAUCAUAAUUGUAGGAGUUUUUAUAUUCCAGAAGUGGCGCUUAGGAAGCAUCAGGACCUACAACCCAGAGCAGAUCAUGCUCAGCGCUGCCGUCCGCCGGUCCAGUCGGGAUGUCAAGAUCAUGAAGGAGAAGCUGAUCUUCUCAGAGAUCAACAGCGGCGUGGAGACCACAGACGAGCUGUCCCUCUGCUCUGAAAAUGGCUAUGCCAACGAGAUGGUCACCCCCACGGAUCAUCGGGACACCAGGCUGCGGAUGAACUGAGGGGCUCCAGCCCAAGCCCACGUCUGGCCGACCCCGUGUUUGCAACGAGAGCUGCGCUCUCCUGCUCUCCAUGGGAUGGGAAACUUUGAUGAACUGCUGGCCGGGCAGAGAUCCCUUUCCAUUCCACCAUCAGUGGCUGCUCCACCUCUCUGGUUCUGAGAUUGAGGGGCUUUUUUUUUUUUUUUUUGUAAAUAUGUAGAAAAUCUGAAUUCCUUUUUGUCUUUUUUUCUUUUUUUUUCUUCCUUGAGUGUAAUUUUUCCAGGGCAUGAGUGGAAAUACCGUGUUCAUUAAACCCUCUACGUUAUGGCUGAAGUUAUUUGAACCUUGACGUGACAGCCUGAGUCCCCCUGGGGGGAGUUUGGGACAGUUCCCCCCCACCCUGCUCCAUUCCUUCCCUUGAUGCAUCGACUGUGUAGCUGAAUUGUUUAAACUGUAUGUUGUGAA
This is a messenger RNA of Centrocercus urophasianus (Greater sage-grouse), 2108 nucleotides long. RefSeq names its product glycerophosphodiester phosphodiesterase domain containing 5 (gene GDPD5). The coding region runs from base 117 to 1664 and encodes 515 amino acids. The transcript has 14 exons. NCBI's taxonomy places the organism in Eukaryota, Metazoa, Chordata, Aves, Galliformes, Phasianidae. Gene Ontology annotation, cellular component: plasma membrane. Gene Ontology annotation, biological process: lipid metabolic process; positive regulation of neuron differentiation. The record is from RefSeq and is a predicted model, not a curated record. Gene Ontology annotation, molecular function: glycerophosphodiester phosphodiesterase activity.